Molecule: messenger RNA, 534 nt
Organism: Ilex paraguariensis (yerba mate)
Lineage: Eukaryota; Viridiplantae; Streptophyta; Magnoliopsida; Aquifoliales; Aquifoliaceae
Source: the annotation of a GenBank genome assembly
AUGACUCGUCCAGUCCCAGUUCCCAAGGAAAUGGUACAUCCUUUAGAUAUCAAGUCUGUUUGGGAAGGCAUGGAAGAGUGUCAAAGUCUUGGCCUCGCCAAGGCCAUCGGUGUCAGUAACUUCUCUUGCAACAAACUUGAGGAGCUCCUCUCAGUGGCCAAAAUCCCCCCUGCCAUCAAUCAGGUGGAGCUGAGCCCACUUUGGCAACAAAAGAAACUGAGGGGGUUUUGUAAGGCAAAGGGAAUUCAUAUCACUGCUCACUCUACUUUGGGUGCAAAUGGAACUACGUGGGGAGACAACAGAAUUCUUAAGUGUGAUGUACUGGAGGCUAUUGCCAAAGCCAAAGGCAAAACAGCAGGCCAGGUCUGGGUGUACGAACAAAGGGCGAAUUUUGUAGCAAAGAGCUUCAACAAGGAAAGAAUGAGGCAAAACCUUGAGAUAUUUGAUUGGUCACUGACGGAGGAAGAAUCAAACAUGAUCAGCCAACUUCCCCAAUGCAAAGGCCACUCGUUUGCUCGAUGCAGGCCUCCAUGA